AUGAAGCUCAUAGAAGUCAUGAACCAAAGUACAAUAAAGUAUAAUGUGCACAACCCCAAAUUCGGUGAAGUUCCAGUUACCAUCAGUCUGGUAGACAGGAACGACAAUUUCCCAGAAUUCGCUAACAGUCUGUACGAAGUCCACGUACCAGAAAAUUGUGAAGUUGGAACCACACGCACAAGUGCUUGGGUUCGAGCAUUCGAUGAUGAUUUAGGAAAAUUCGGUACCAGAGGAAUGAGAUACACCAACAUUGCAGGAAGCAUUGACCACAUGUGA
Messenger RNA from Phaedon cochleariae (mustard beetle), 276 nucleotides. The record is from the annotation of a GenBank genome assembly. Lineage: Eukaryota; Metazoa; Arthropoda; Insecta; Coleoptera; Chrysomelidae.